CAUGAAAAUGUUCCUGUAUUUAGCUAUCAUUGUACAGAUUGUGGCACUAACUUUUGCGAUGACGCCUAAUCCACAACCUUGUAUAAUUUGUGGCGGUUCCGUGACAAGAUUAUGGUCAUUUCAAAGUCAUGUGGGAGAUCACUACCUAAGAAUAUAUGAUACAAAUAAUGCGAAUAAUUCCAACAUCACCGAUGAAAUGGGGGUUGAUUUUGGUGGCCUAGUCGAUGGUACAAAUACCAGUGUUGAUACAUUGGUUCAAUUCAAGGACGUUUCUAGCGGAUUUCCAGACUUUGAAACAAGGAUGAUAUUAGUUUUGUAUCACAACAACGUGAAGUAUCAUCUUAAAGCUCGUGACGUCGAUGAAGAGUUGAUUGCAGUGACUGAAGACGUGGCAGCUAAUCUUACGGACAAAAGUGAUGUUUUUGCACCUGUGAAACUGAGCUUUGAGCAUCAUCUCUUCUAUGUAUUCGAGUCAGUCUUGUACCGUGACCAUUAUCUAGCAUCGACUGGAGAAGCUAAAACAAAACUUGUCAAUGUUCACAGUGAACCAUUCAGAGAUUCCGAGACGUUGAUUAAGAUCAUCGAUCCAGGUCAAGCGAUUGCAGGUGCUGCUUUUGGAGAAAAUUCCAAUUCGGGAAGAAGAAAGCGUGCCGUGGUUAGACGAAGAUCUAUGAGGAAAGAGAUUGUUGAGUUAUUCCCCGGUAGAGCAUACGGCAAGAAAGAAGUAGCUCCACCACGAGUUACGACGGAAGGAUCUAGGAGUGCUAUCAGAGCUAGGGUGAAGAUCCCUUUUCUCACGACGUUCACUUUGUGUUUUUGGAUAAGAACUAAAGAUGACUUUGCCCAGAUUAUCGCCUUGAUAUACCACGACAGUAAAAAGGCAAGAAUUGAUGUUUCAAUUGAAAACGGUAAUUUGGUCCUGAGCUUCGAGGAUAGGCGAAGGAUAGUACAAAAGUGCACAAUUAACGAUGGUAACUGGCACCAUGUCUGUGUUUCUCUUCAAAACACUUCAAAAAUGCAUAUCUAUCUCGAUGGCAAAAAAGUGCAUCAAUCAUUUUUUCGAUUUUCGGCGCAAAAGUCCAGGACAGAGCAAAAGUAUGCUUAUGUUUAUCUUGGAAGGCGUCCAGGUACCAAAAGAAGUCUUUCAUUAAGGGGUGAUUUAACACAAGUGAACAUUUGGGAUAACUUCCCCACCUUUCGCAUUCCACGCAUAUCAACGAACUCGGCUUGUGGUGGUGGGAAUGUCGUUGAAUGGAAAGACUUUCUUAACGCAAUAUCACUCAGAGAUGUCCAAUUAUACUCAUGUGAUGACUGUCCACAACGCGUCGGCUUCAAGUUCGAUAAGAAAGAGCAAAAUAACCUAGUGUGAUGAAGUAAAAUUAUUACACUAAUAGUUAUAGAUCAUACCCAUUGUCCCAUUAAUUCUUACCCAAUAUUGACCUUCCUUCCAUGUCAACAAAUUUAGUAUCAAAGAAUAUUGGGGUGAAGGAAUUCGCAAUAUAUA
Dendronephthya gigantea is the source of this 1504-nucleotide messenger RNA. RefSeq lists its product as uncharacterized. The record is from RefSeq and is a predicted model, not a curated record. The transcript is spliced from 7 exons. Lineage: Eukaryota; Metazoa; Cnidaria; Anthozoa; Malacalcyonacea; Nephtheidae. The coding region runs from base 2 to 1369 and encodes 455 amino acids.